AUAAAGUGUUACGAAUUCGGAAAAAAGGUUUCUCUUCCAAACACUUUCUAGGGUUUUCGCUCUCUCAGAUUAGGGUUUAAACAAUUACGAUGAAUCCCAUGGAUCUCUCCAAGAAGCGCAAAACGGAAGAGAACGGCGGUGCUUAUUCCAUCCCCGGGGAUCUCAAUUCCACUUUGCCGCCGCUGUCGUCCCAAUUAACCCCAGAAGACAUCGCAAAAAUCCUCGACCCAUUCUCCAAGGAGCAAUUGCUCCCAAUCCUCCGUGCGGCCAUCCUCCGCCACCCCGACGUCCUUGAAGCGGUGCGCGCCGUCGCCGAUUCCGACCCUUCCCAGCGGAAACUCUUCAUCCGCGGUCUCGGUUGGGAAACCAACACCGACAAGCUCCGCUCUGUCUUCUCGGCCUACGGGGAACUCGACGAAGCAAUCGUCAUCAACGAUAAGAACACCGGUAAGUCGAAGGGCUAUGGAUUUGUAACAUUCAAACACAUUGAUGCUGCUAUUUUAGCUUUAAAAGAACCGAACAAGAAAAUCGAUGGUAGGAUUACUGUUACCCAGCUUGCUGCUGCUGGCAAUUCCGGGAAUUCGCAAUCCACCGACGUGGCUUCUAGGAAGAUCUAUGUUGGGAAUAUUCCGUUUGAGAUAAGUUCUGAGAAGUUGCUUAGUCACUUCUCUAUGUAUGGAGAAAUUGAGGAGGGACCGUUAGGGUUUGAUAAGCAGACUGGCAAGGCGAAGGGUUUUGCCUUCUUCGUGUUUAAGACCGAAGAUGGGGCAAGGAAGUCCUUGGUGGAUCCUACUAAGACCAUUGAUGGGCAUCAAUUGGUUUGUAAGUUGGCUACUGAUAACAAGAAGAUGAAGCAGCAGCAGCAGGCACCAAAUGUUGGCCCUGGUGUACCCAAUGCGAAUCCUGACUAUGGAUAUCCACCAUAUAAUAAUUACCCAGCUCCUGGAAUUCAGCCACAGCAGCAGCCUCCUCACACUCAGCCAGGAAUGAUACAGCAGCCUCAACAAUACCAACCCUAUGUUAGUGGCCCUAACAGUGGUGACUAUGGGCCUAACAUGUACAGGAUGCCACCAAGUUCAAUUGGGGUGCAGACUCCUGGAGGGUUCCCUGAUGGUGGGAAUUUUAAUGUACCAUCAUCUUACCCAUCACAGAUGAAUCAGCAGCCUGGAACAGGACCCAGGGUUCCUCCUGGUGGAAUGUAUCAGGUUCCACAUGCCUAUUAUGGAGGUACAAUGACCGGAGUUUGUGUUAGUUGUAUUUAGUAUGUUCUGUUGGCCUCCUCAGUUUUGUGUCAUUGUCUGAAGCUGUCUAUUUCUGGUUUGUUUUAGGGAUUUUUGCCCUUUUUUUCUUACUGAUUUUUGUUGGUUGGGUAGAUUAAUCUUUUAAACUAGUGAAACUGUUUUCCAAAAUCAUUUUUUUCUUUUGGUGUACUAAUUUGUUAGGUUGCUUGUGCCAUUAAGGCUUCUCUGUUUUUGAGAUGGAGCUUUAUUUGCUUUUCUUGACUGUUCUUCCUCUUUAUGCCAACACAAAAUGUCCCCUUUUAAUGUUUAGAAUCUAAUUAAUGUACUGAGUUGUAUGUGGAUAUCUGUUCAGGUGUUUGAGAGCUUGGAGCAAAUGCUUUGUAUGGUUGUGGUGAUUUCAAUGAUUGCAGACAAUGACAUCUUUGGUUGAUUAUGGCUGCUAUACAUCUGUUGCUGCUUCACUUCUAUCUGCUCCUUGUGGAUUUGUGGCCAUUACUUGAUAAUUGCUAGGUUUAGGGUAGUAGGUUAACUUGGUGGAAGUUGCUGUAUUGUGUGACAUUCUGGAAUAGACCUUUUACCAGUUUCUCCAGUAUCAUUACUCUUUGCUGUUAUUUUAUUAGUGCCUAUGUUAUAAUUUUCUAGCUCACUGGUGUUGCUCAUAAAGAGCUACUUUCCUUUGUUUCUGUUUCUUGUAUUUGAUUCAGCUAUAGUAUCUCUUUCUAUGUUAGAUUUUAUUCACUUUUUAUUGAAUUUUUUAAAUAACUUGAAUACAUUUUUUGGGAAGGCAUUAUGCUAUUACUUGAUACAAUAUUCUGGUGAAUAUGUGACAUUGUCCCCCGAGCUGACCAAAUAUGGAACCAUUUUACGUGGUGUAAUCAUGCUGUGACAUGUAGGUCUGUUGCUUUUCAUGUUGUUAAAUUAAAGUUGUUAGCAAUAGCAAAGCUCUUGCAACAGAAAACAACUGCUAACUAUUAAAGACACAUUAUUUAGCCUUUUAAGUUUUAUGUAAAAGUCUGCAUUUGAAAUUUGCUGCUAAUGAAAUCCCCAAGUUGUCUUGAUCGCUCUUGGCAAAGCGAUGAUUAAUAAUGCUGCUUUUCCUAGUUGGUUACUGAAGGACAACUGCAGUGCUUGGCAGGGAGGUUUUUGCUUCUUUGAAAAGUUGGAUUCGCUUUUUGUUUAAUGACUAGAAAGAGCACAUGUAAAUGGCGUACGUAAAUAAGUGGAAUCAUGUUGUUCAGUCUUUUGCUUUCCACUUUGUUAAAUUUUAGGUUUUAGCAGCAGCAAAGCUCUUGCAACAGAAAACAACUCUUAACUAUUAAAGCCAAAUUAUUAUGGCUUCUUAAUUUUAUCUAAAAGUGUGCAUUUGGAAUUUGCUGCUAAUGAAAUCCUUGGAAGUUGUCUGCAUCACUUUACAACCUUGAGAAUCACUUUACAUGUUUGUUUGUGUAUGAAUUGAUUGGUCCUAUAAUUUCUUUGUCAUUAUCGAUUGGUCCUAUAAUUUCUUUGUCAAUGGCACUUUCAACAAUAAGAAUUAAAUGUCCAUGGAGCUGCCUGCUUAUGUUGAGCUGUUUUGCUUCUUUCAAAAGUUGGAUUCGCUGCUUGUAUAAUGACUAAACAGAGUAUUGUAACUCCGUCUCGGCUCCCCCUCCCCCGUCCUCUUUUUCUUCCAUCUCACUCAUUGUGUGACAUUUUUCGUUCUUCUUUUUCCUGGCUGCUGUUGCAUGUUCUAGGCUCUCACAGUACAUGUGCUCAUUUGUUUUUUAUUUUUUAAUUGGCCUAAAGAGAUUUCCUUUGUGUGGUAUGUCUUUGCUGUUAUAAUGACAUAAUGUUACUUCCAUAUGUUUGAGUUUUGAAGUAUGUAGCUAAAACACAGGAAGUGGUAGUAGAUUCUGGUUGUUAAUGGGCUUUAAAGAAGUGGUAGCUUUUAUUCAUAGCAUUUUUCUUAGAAACUAUUUCAGUAGCGUCGAGGACCCUGUCCGACUCUUGUUACCUUAUGCCAUACCUAUUAUGUAUGGUCCUAGUUGUAGGUAGGUAGGUAGGUAGGUAGUAUUAGUACUUUUGUACUUGGCAAACUUAAAAUAAUCAUUAUAAUUAUAUUGUACUCCAGAAUUUUAUAUAUAUAUAUAUAUUAUCAGUCUUACCUAAUUAUCUAUUUUAUAUAUAUAUAUAUAUAUUAUCAGUCUUACCUAAUUAUAUAU
Oldenlandia corymbosa var. corymbosa is the source of this 3439-nucleotide messenger RNA. Lineage: Eukaryota; Viridiplantae; Streptophyta; Magnoliopsida; Gentianales; Rubiaceae. The record is from the annotation of a GenBank genome assembly.